AUGUCAUCCCCGUCCAAACUCGCACUCAAGGGCUCGUCCAAGAUCGUGGCGGAUUACUUUGAGUUCGCCAUAAACAACAUUCUCUUCCAGCGUGGGAUCUAUCCCUCGGAAGACUUCCACACCGUCCGCAAGUACGGCUUGCCCAUGCUUGUCACGUCAGACGCCGACGUUCGCCAGUACAUCGAGACCAUCAUGGUGCUGGUUAAGAAGUGGAUCUACGGGGGCAAGAUCAACAAGUUGGCCAUUGCCAUUGUGGCCAAGUCCACCGUGGAGGUUGUUGAACGGUGGGAGUUUGAAGUUGAGGUGUUCAAACAAAACAACGGUACCAUUGACAAUGCCACUGACGGUGCUGACCCUUCUGACUUGCCAGAGAAGUCCCGUGACGAAACCCAACGGGAGAUCCAAUCGUUAGUUCGUCAGAUAACCUCGCUGGUGUCGUACCUCCCGAUGUUGAAAGAAGACGAAUAUACGUUCAAUGUGUUGGUACACACGGACCCCAACGAUACAAACAUCCCGACCGAAUGGUGCGAGGGAGAGGAGAAGAUCCCACUGGGGGCCAAUGUGGAAAAGGUCCAGUUCCGCUCUUUCAGCACCAACAUCCACGAGAUUGGCACCAAUGUCACCUACAAAUACGACUAA
Molecule: messenger RNA, 639 nt
Organism: [Candida] anglica
Lineage: Eukaryota; Fungi; Ascomycota; Pichiomycetes; Serinales; Debaryomycetaceae
Source: the annotation of a GenBank genome assembly